AGAUUUAGCUGGCUGCUGAAUUUUCGUUCAUAAUGUAUAAUUAUUUUCGAAGAUAGUCUUACAAGACGGCACUAACAAUCUUUAAAUUACUGAUAAUCAUUUGAUUGCAUAAUCAAGAAAUUUUAAAGCAAUUGUUUGAACAUAUCCUAUCUUCACCCUUCUCCAUAAAUAACCCCUUUUCGCAACCUAUCUCUCAUCAAACACUUCUUCUUUCUCUCCUCCAAAUUGUCUCCGAUCACUCUCAUCAAGAAGUGAAACACUAAAAUUCAAAUUAAAGGAUGGCGGUAAAGAGAUCUUCGAAGCUAACACAAACAGCAAUGAUAAAGCAAAUCCUCAAGAGAUGCUCGAGCUUAGGCAAGAAACAAUGCUACGACGAGGAAGGUCUCCCUCUUGACGUACCAAAGGGACACUUUCCGGUUUACGUAGGGGAAAAGCGUACGAGGUACAUCGUACCAAUCACCUUCUUGUCUCAUCCCGAAUUUCUGAUCCUUCUUCAACAAGCAGAGGAAGAGUUUGGUUUCCACCACGACAUGGGAGGGCUCACUAUCCCUUGUGAAGAAGUCGUUUUUCUCUCUCUAACAUCCAUGAUCCAAUGAGAGUUUGAGAGAGUUUACAUCAUGAUGAUCAAGACUAAGAUUCUUUUCUUUUUGCCCUUUGGAUAAUCAUUUGUUAUCCAAAUGGUUUUUUUUUAUGGACUAAUUAAAACCCGUAAGAUCCACCUAAAAUAUCAUUCUCUACACGGAUCAUGUAAAUUUCGGGUUUUAAUUAGUUCGUUAAUUCCCCCUAAGUGGGGUUAGUAUUCGAUGGAACAUUUAUGUUUUUUUUUUUCAUUGAGCUGAUAAGUGGUGGCUUGCCGGUAGUAGAUGAUUAUUGCAAGUUUGAGUAUUGGCCAAAUUUUCUAGGUAAUUUUGAUCGUUCGAGUUCUUUAAAACUAAGAAAUGUUCAAUCUUUGUAUGAGUCUUUUUAUUGUUUUCUUUUCACGGAUGUAAGUACGUUUUGAGUUGUGUGCGAGUGAUGUAUAAAUUAAAGCUUACAUCAUGUUCUUUUUUAAAAAUUAGUUAUAGCAUCUGA
Molecule: messenger RNA, 1071 nt
Organism: Eruca vesicaria subsp. sativa (arugula)
Lineage: Eukaryota; Viridiplantae; Streptophyta; Magnoliopsida; Brassicales; Brassicaceae
Source: the annotation of a GenBank genome assembly